Molecule: messenger RNA, 1698 nt
Organism: Medioppia subpectinata
Lineage: Eukaryota; Metazoa; Arthropoda; Arachnida; Sarcoptiformes; Oppiidae
Source: the annotation of a GenBank genome assembly
AAUACACAGAAGUUAUAUCAACUCAAUGUCCAAAUAGAUGUCAAUAAAGAAGUUUCGACACAAACCAAGAAAAUUGGUUUCCGAACCAUAAAACUGGUUCAAAACCCAAUCAAACCAAAUGGUCUGACCUUUUACUUUGAAGUUAACGAAAAGCCAUUCUUCGCUAAGGGAACGAAUUGGAUCCCAACCAAUGUCCUGAUGGAAGACAUCACUCCCGAGUACUUACGACACGUCUUGGGAUCAGCAAAGCGUGCGAACAUGAAUAUGAUGAGAGUGUGGGGCGGAGGGGUGUAUGAGUCGGACCUGUUCUACGAGUUGGCCGACGAGUACGGGAUUAUGAUUUGGCAGGACUUCAUGUUUGCCUGUUCUCUAUAUCCGGCGACAAAAGAGUUCUUAGAUUCAGUGAGCGAUGAAGUGAUCACUCAAGUCAGGCGUAUUCAACACCACCCAUCCAUCGCCCUUUGGGCCGGUAACAACGAGAAUGAGCAAGGUCUGGCCGGUUGGUGGAAACCACAUUUGCCACAAUACGACGCCGACUAUCGCGCCCUAUAUAUCGGAACCAUUGGAAAGAUACUGUCGACCGAAGACACAACUCGUCCGUACGCGCCGUCGAGUCCGUCCAAUGGUCUGCAAGACAUCAAAGACAACUACACGUCAAGCAAUCCCGAGGACUCACGUUAUGGCGAUAUUCACUACUAUAACGACGGCUCCCGUCUCUGGGACUGGACUACGUUCUGGAGCCCAAAGUUUGCCUCCGAAUACGGCUUUCAAUCGUAUCCAUCGCUUGAGACACUUCACUCGGCCUUCGAUGACAAAGACCUGGUCUACCCGUUGGCGCCUAAUGUGCAGCACCAUCAGCACCAUCCCGGAGGCGAUCAGACUAUUGAUAAACAGAUUGACUAUUAUUUGAGACGACCCUCGAGUGGAGGAAUCGAUCGAUUGAAUGAUUUUGUCUAUUCUUCGCAAAUAAUACAAGCGAUGGCUAUGAAGACGGAGACAGAGUUUUAUCACUAUUAUUUGAGACGACCCUCGAGUGGAGGAAUCGAUCGAUUGAAUGAUUUUGUCUAUUCUUCGCAAAUAAUACAAGCGAUGGCUAUGAAGACGGAGACAGAGUUUUAUCGUCGUAAUCGUGCCAUUGAUCCCAACAGUGGUAAUGGGUAUACAAUGGGAGCCCUGUAUUGGCAACUCAACGAUAUAUGGCCGGCGCCCUCCUGGGCCUCCAUUGAACACAACGGCAAGUGGAAAGUCCUCCACUCAUAUGUUAUCCACUUCUUGGACAACCAUUUGGUCUCUCCCUAUGAAGACAGGGAUAAGAGUUUAAAAGUAUCGUUUGUGAGGGACGACUAUUUGGGAGAGUUAUCAUUCAAUUACAGUAUUAAAGCAAAUAACUUUAUGUUAUUAACGGAACCGAAAAACUCAAAACUAGUCAAACCAGAGCUCAAACUAAUUGACGUGAAGAAAAAGUCUGUGUCUGAAUCUAAUGAUAACAAUCAUGUCUUUGAGAUCACAUUGUCUUCGCAAUCGAUCGCAGCGUUUGUUGUGAUGGACUUUAAGCCCAAAUCGGGAAUUAGGGGUCAAUUCAUGGAAAACGGAUUUUUUAUAUUUGGCAGUAAAACGAUUGAAAUGCAAACCGAGUCUAAUGUCAGUGAAAACGAUAUCAAAGAUAAUCUCACGUUUAAGACACUCACAGAUGUUGUG